Molecule: messenger RNA, 3556 nt
Organism: Eriocheir sinensis (Chinese mitten crab)
Lineage: Eukaryota; Metazoa; Arthropoda; Malacostraca; Decapoda; Varunidae
Product: opsin Rh3-like
Exons: 7
Coding region: 845-2749 (634 amino acids)
Biological process (GO): G protein-coupled receptor signaling pathway; visual perception
Cellular component (GO): membrane
Molecular function (GO): G protein-coupled receptor activity
Source: RefSeq, a predicted model, not a curated record
AGAAAAAGUAUUGACUGGAUAAAACACAAAUAGGCCAUUCAGUCACAACCUGAAUAGCAUCCCAAACAAUUUUCGUAAACUUUAAAGGCAAGUAAAGUCGCCGUUGAUUUCAAGGCAGACAAGCUGGCUGGGUCACUGUGUGCUACGUUAGAGAAGUCAUCUCUUUAAUACCAUCGAAUAAUCAGUGUUGGCCAGACUGACACGGCUUUCCCAGACAAGUCAGAAUAGGAGGCACGAGUUAACCAAAGCCAAGACAAAGUAGGAUAGGCAAGAUUAUCGUAGCUAAGCCAGGCUUCGGCCGAUUAUGUCGAUCACCCCCAUCCCACCCCCGCCAGUACAGCCUAACCAGCGUCCUGUCCCCCACCCAGACUCCACGACAAGCAGAACCAGUAAGGGAACUAAAGCAAAGGCAAGACAAGAUAGACAUGACUCCCAUUAACUCGUAAGUCAGGGUAGGCCAAACAAGUCCAAUAACCCAGCCCACCCCAGCCAGGGCCGUUUACCUCGUGUCCUUUCCCCUCUCACCGAUCGCCCCCUCCCGCCACAAGCUUUAAGACAACUGCAGUGUGACAUGUAUCUAUCAAACCAAUGUGUGUGGCUGUGUUUGUUUGUGUUGCGUAACUGACAUCAAGGGAAAGUGAGAUGUCUUAAAGGAUUAUGCGUGCGUUCGUGUGUUUGUGUUACGUUGUUGCCAUCAAGGGAAAGUGUUGUCAUCAAGGGUUGUGUGUUUCUGUGUUUGUGUGUUUGUGUUGUGUUUAGGUCCAGGCUAGUCAGGCAAAUCUAUCACCCCAGUCCACCCCUACCAGCACUAUACCUAACCUUCCUUUCUUCCUUCCACAGCCCCAUGAACGCGUCGACGGAGGACUGGUGGGAGAUCACCGUCUUAGAGUACCGGGAAGAGGCGGCGGCGGGGUCAGCAGCGGGGGAGAGGGCGGCGGGGACAGCCCAGGCGCCCACCUUCGCAGGUAACGUGACGUUGGAUGAGCUGCUGGAGAACCUGACGUGGGCGCGCGAGCUGGGCGUGCCGCGGGUCUGGCUCCUCACGCACGCCACCGUCGCUGUCCCGGCCGAGCUGCACCUCCUCGUGGCGUUCAUCCUCACCACCAUCGGCGUCCUGGGUACCGCCGGCAACGCUAUUGUGGUGUGGGUCUUCAGCAGGUUUCGGAGGCUGCGGACACCUGCCAACACCUUCAUCGUGAAUCUGGCGGCGAGCGACCUCAUCACGUCCCUGCUGCACUCCAUGGCCGCCUACUCCUCCUUCAGGCACCAGUGGUCCUUCGGCAGGCUAGGCUGCAGUGUGUACGGGGGCGGCGUGGGUCUCCUGGGCCUCGUCUCCAUCGUCACUCUUUCCUUCAUCGCCGUGGAGAGACUCAUCGUCAUCCGCACCUCGUCUUCUUCCUCCAAGUGGCGCAUCACGCGACCAACGGCCAGGAAGCUCAUCCCCGCCAUAUGGGUUUACUGCGGCGCCCUCUCGCUCCCGCCCUUCUUCGGCUGGAGUGCGUACGUCCCUGAAGGACUGAUGACGUCAUGCUCAUGGGACUACAUCAGCAGAAGCAGCAGCAACCGUGCCUACUACGUGUACCUGCUGGUGGGCGGCUUUGUGCUGCCCGUCACCAUCAUUAUCUACUGCUACACAUACAUCCUGCUGGCACUCUUCCGCCACUCCCGCCUCCUGCUGGCCCACGCGGCCCCCAGCAGAUCCACCUCGACGCGCCGGACGGACUUACGCACUGCCCAGAUGGUGCUGACGCUCAUCCUCCUCUUCACCAUCAGCUGGAGCCCCUACGCCACCGUCAGUUUCAUCGGUCAGUUUGGAGACGUGAGGCUGCUGACCCCGUGGGUGUCAGCUCUGCCGGCACUCUUCGCGAAGGCCUCCGUCAUUUACAACCCCAUCGUAUACGGCAUGAGCCACCCGCAUUUUCGCUCCUCCCUGCAGCACCUUUUCUCGAGCGUGGCCUCCACCCACCAGCACGUCCACUACAAGGCCUCCACGGCCGCGCGACACAUCUCCGUCAACUCAGUGGUUGCUCAGCCCGAAGACGACCACCGCCCCUGGCAGUCUGACGUCUCCCCCGCGCCACGCUGCCCCACAACUUUCACCCCAAGAGGCCACUCAGUGGGGCGUGCGCCGAACGAGGAGUCAUGGACCUGCCUGCUGACGCCUGAGCUCACCACACCCGCCACAGGGGACGCUGCCAAUCUGUCAGAGCCAGACUUGCUGCGGCACGAUGACCGCAUCAUCCCCGCCCAUUUAGUCACCUUCGCCGCCUAUCACCGAGAGAAAAGGCGGUUCCUUCGCUCGGCACUCUUCUGCUCCGAGUCCUCACUGGAGCGUUACGACCGACGUGCCAACAAUCAGCGGCCCCGCCCGACUUAUGUUGGCGGCGGCGGGGGAUUGUUGCCCACCACCACCCCCAACUGUGUGCUGGAGCAGACUGGCCCCGGCACCUGGGACCACAUGGCCCUCUUGGCGCCCUCGUUGCCCCUCAACAAUGACUCUAACGCGUCCGUGGGCUCUGCUUCUCCUGAAACCCCACGGACGCGCCCCACCACCUACUGCCGCAGCCCCAAGCUGUCUCACUCUAAGUUCGUUGCCAAGAAGACUAAGCGUCACUCGAACUGCUGCCAGUGCGCCGCGGGGGAGUUGGCCCAGACGGUGACGGUGGCCACGAUGAGCAACAACCGCCGCCGCUCCUCCACCAUCCACGUGUGUCUGCGCGGCAACCUGCACCAGUACGUGGACGUGUAGCCUCCACAGGACCGACCCAAAGCUUCGUUCUCCUGUCACUAACUGAUGACGCAUCGACAGGAAGCACAUAUAGCCUCCUGUCCCGUCGCCUUGUUGUGAACUGUGGGAGCGGGGGACAUUAUAACCCGCCAUCGACUACUGUGACUGGUGACUCAACAUGGCGGGUGGCCAGUUCCCACCGACGUGCUGGGUGCUGCAAGUCUGUACGUCUUCGUCAGUCACUGCAUAUCAACGAACUACACGUGACGCCCCCCCACCCUCCUCGACACCAGUUUCAGUAGUGUUCGGGGAGGAUGAAGUCCCUUAAUCAUAGCGUGACAAAACCCUACCUCUUGGACGUGAUAGUUACAGGUAAUAUUUUUAAAAUGUUAUUCAGCCUAGCAGGAGAGGCUGUUUCUAGUCACUGGAGACUCAUCCUCAUGUGCAGGAAGAACUAAAAAACAUUAAUUCACUGUUUGCAGUCUCCAAUCCCACUCACACCCGCCAGCAGCUGUCCUGGGACCUUAGUGUCUAAACCUUUUCUCAUUGAUCAACCACCUCAGUGCUGCAAGCCCGGAGAGAGAAAGUGUUGUGCGUCGUGUUCCCUCGCAAGUGCGCCUCGCCCGGACACUACUUCCUCAAAACCAACAGAUCUUGUUCUCAUCUUCCCGCGCACGCCGGCGUCUGCCCUGCUCCUCGCCGGGAGUUGCUGCCACUUCAUUCAGCGGUUAUCAAUGUAUUUCAAGUAAUAUCUCUAACAUGUUAUAAUUCUGCUAUAAAAUCUUGAACUAGGUGUAUAUCCUACGCGCGCGCGCGCGCACACACACA